UACAGGUUAAGCAACCUAAGGAAGCACCACAGGACAUCAAACGGUUCAUAGAGUCUUCCAAAAAAGGAGCCGUCCUGUUCAGCCUCGGUUCCAAUGUGAAGAGCGAAAUGUUAGGAGAAGAACGCAUUCGAAUGUUCAUAAAGGCAUUUGCAAAAUUCCCCGAUUAUCACUUUUUAUGGAAAUUCUCUAACAAGGAGAAAUUGAAUUUACCUAAAAAUGUCCUGUUGCAAGAUUGGAUGCCCCAAAACGACAUAUUAGGGCACCCAAAAACUGUACUAUUUAUGACACAUGGUGGUCUCCUCAGCACCCAGGAGUCUCAUUGGCACGGAGUACCCAUGUUGGGGAUACCGUUCUUUGCAGAUCAGCACACAAACAUGAAACGUUCGAUUGAUGCUGGAGUAGCUGAAAAACUAGACAUUUUUAAUUUAUCCGAGGAAGCUAUCAUUGCCAAAUUGUCGAGGAUGCUCUCUGAACCCAGGUAA
Messenger RNA from Ctenocephalides felis (cat flea), 482 nucleotides. Its product is annotated as UDP-glucuronosyltransferase 2B20-like. Lineage: Eukaryota; Metazoa; Arthropoda; Insecta; Siphonaptera; Pulicidae. The record is from RefSeq and is a predicted model, not a curated record. Bases 108 to 482 code for a protein of 124 amino acids. The transcript is spliced from 4 exons. Gene Ontology annotation, molecular function: UDP-glycosyltransferase activity.